Molecule: messenger RNA, 2103 nt
Organism: Sipha flava (yellow sugarcane aphid)
Lineage: Eukaryota; Metazoa; Arthropoda; Insecta; Hemiptera; Aphididae
Exons: 10
Coding region: 1-2103 (700 amino acids)
Molecular function (GO): RNA binding; protein binding; translation initiation factor activity
Source: RefSeq, a predicted model, not a curated record
AUGGAUUUUGGUACCAUGUCUUGCGAAGAAUCUGCCGCCGCGAAAUCGUUGAUGAGAAACAUGGCUAAUUAUUGCAUGAACGCGAUGAGAAAGCGCACGAUUGACGAACAGCUUGGUGAUUUAUCGGCGAUUAUGGGAUGUCCGUUGGACCUGAAAAUCGUGUACAAUCGGACCGCGUUGCAAGUCAGUUACUGUGUUGGCUCGCUGAGUGCUUCGGUCACCGGUGCAGACGAAUCGACGUGCGUUCGCCGAUGCAAAAGGGACUUAUUGCACAAGCUUAAAGUAUUUUGCGCCUACACCAACGACGGUGCACGGACAUCGUCAUCAGAUUGGCAGGCUCGAAGCGACAACAGCCCCGAAUCGAGUAGCGAGACGAAAGACGUUUACUCCGAGGUCGAAUUGUCCAAAGAGCGAGUGACUGGAAAAACUGCGAGGAAAGCGUUCGACCAAAACAUUGUACUGGUCGACCCAGAGAUGGAUAUCUCAAGCGAGAUGUGCGAGUUCAUGGACAUUAAUGAAUCGCCGCUGGUGCUCACAGUCAGUUAUUUACCAGCAGAAUGGAACAUGAUCUUGGAAUGCGGACUGUACAGUGCUUCGAUCAACGGUUCCGUAAAGUCGACGUGCAUGCGGCAGAGCAAAAUGCUAUUGUUACACGAAUUGAACGCGUUCGUCACCGACGAAAACAUAGUCAACAGAGAAGCCGUGAACUCGGACGAUACUCCCCUAACUGUAAUCGCCAAUGAGGAUGACAACACACAAGAAGAUAAGCUGCGAAAGCUUAGCGACUGCGAAAAACCUCUCGGAAACGUGUCAAACGAGUCGGUAUCGACGGUAAGACCCCGGGAAGUUUCGGACGAAUCGGUAGUUUCUGUGAAGGAAUCGGAUCGCAAAACUUUCAAUUCAUAUGAUGAAUCGGGGAAUGAUAGGAUCAAGGUUCACGAGGUGUUUGGUUCGGUUUAUAAUCGGAAGAAUGAAAUUGCUCGAAAUGGGUCAAUUAGUAGUGAAAAUCAACGAUGGGACCCGCCAAGUCGAAAUAAUAUAAACGUACCGGCCGUAGAGCCAGUUAUUCAACCUCAGGAAAUCACUAACAGCACACCAGUUUCCACGGAGUUACCCGUUACCAGGUCCAAUGACCAGUCAAGGAUAUCUAGCAAUAUCCUCGAACCGUACAAGUUGCGGAAAUACGUCAGCAGAGCGUCCGAGGUUUUGAAAAAUGUGACGUGUGACACGUUUCAGGAAAACGCCAUACGGUUUUUUGAUAUACUCGUUCAAACGAAUCGCGCUGACCGACUUCACUUGAAGAUGAUCACGGAUUGCUUAGUGUCAAAUGCAAUUGACAAGCCCGACAAUUGCGCCUUAUACGCGUCGCUGUGUUGCCACGCGAUCAAAAAAGCUUUUGCGGACUCCAGGAGAACCGUUAGUCAAGGGUUAUCGAACGCAUUCAAAAUCGAGUUGAUACAAUCCUGCAGAAACGUGUUGACUGAAGGCGGAGUGUUGUCCCGGGUGGGAACAUCUCGACAAUCCCAGGACCCUGAGCGAUCGGAACAGAUGUUCGAUAUAAAAGUUCGGGACCGUACGCAAGGAACGUGCAGGCUUAUGGGUGAGCUAUUCAUGCAAGGCCAAAUGUUCAAAACCGUAAUGAACACUAUUGAUACGUUCAUGCAAAUACACGACGCGCAUUCGUUGGAAUGUCUCUGCGUUUUGUUGAUCAUAAUCGGACCAAAGCUCGAAAAAAUCAUCGAUGCUCCAAGACUAGUGUACGAACAACUCAAGAGCUACUCGAUCGCCGGGUACGCGGGUGACAUUCCUUUGACUCCGCAAACAGUACAAAUGAUCGACAUUGUUCUGAAUGUGCGGAUGAGUUACAUGAAUGGUUCAAAUUCGCGGCGAGGUGAUUUCGCUGAAGGAAAGACCAGGAAGCCCGGCAACCGCCAUCGUCGGGAUGUGCAGUCGAAGGAUCGCCGUGCGAAUCACAUCUCCGGCGAAAUUUCGCAAUACAGCCGAAACCCGCCAUCCUGUACUACUGCGACGUCUGCACAGCGCCACAGGAAACACGUAACGUUUAACCCCGUGACGUCUAUAUUCUUUUAUCGUAAUCAUUAA